GCCCCCUCCCCUCCCCCCGGCCCCAUCUGUUUCCCCGGCGGUGCGAUGGUUACAUUGUAUGGAGAGGGCAGCAGCGGCGGCGGCGCGAGGAGGAGGAGGAGGAUGGGUCCGCGCGGCGGCCGCCAGCAGCAGCUCCCCCCCGUGCAGCAGGGGCAGCAGCGCCACCGCCGGCCCUAGAGACCCCCGAGCCGAGGCGCCAGCCCGGAGCCCCAUGCGCAGGCGAGGGGGCAGCGCGGGGCCGCCGCUGGUGCUGGGCUGCUGCUGCUGAGCGGAGCGCGGAGACGGAGCGGGAGAUGUGCCCGGAGGAGGACGGAGGCUGCGGCGUGGUGGGGACCGGGGGGCCGGAGGGGCUGGGCGAGCUCCGCUCCUGGUGGGAAGUCCCGGCCAUCGCUCACUUCUGCUCCCUCUUCCGCACCGCUUUCCGUCUGCCCGACUUCGAGAUAGAGGAACUGGAAGCUGCUCUUCACAGGGAUGAUGUGGAGUUUAUCAGUGACCUGAUUGCCUGCCUCCUUCAGGGUUGCUAUCAGCGCAGAGAUAUCACGUCACAGACGUUUCACAGCUACCUUGAGGACAUUAUCAACUACCGCUGGGAGCUGGAGGAAGGGAAACCCAACCCCCUACGGGAAUCCACUUUCCAGGAGCUGCCGCUGCGCACCCGCGUGGAGAUCCUGCACCGUCUCUGCGAUUACCGGCUUGAUGCAGAUGACGUCUUCGACCUCCUCAAGGGUUUGGAUGCAGACAGCCUCCGUGUAGAACCACUGGGUGAGGAUAGUAAUGGCGCCCUCUAUUGGUAUUUCUAUGGCACUCGUAUGUACAAAGAAGAGCCAGUCCAGGGGAAAUCAAAUGGAGAGCUGGCUUCAGACAGGGGAAGUGGGGGCCAGACAAACACCUCAAAUGUUCCUGGGAAAACAGGCAAGAGACGAGGGCGACCCCCAAAACGGAAGAAACUGCUGGAGGAGAAUCUGUUGCGGGAGAAGGCUGAAGAGAACUCGCUUGUGCAUGAGACGCAGAUGAAAAAUGGGUCCCAGGGACCAGGCCGUGGGACGUGGUGGCUGCUGUGUCAGACGGAAGAGGAGUGGAGACAAGUCACAGAGAGCUUCAGAGAGAGAACCUCCCUAAGAGAACGGCAGCUCUACAAACUCCUGAGUGAAGACUUCCUGCCUGAGAUUUGCAACAUGAUUGCCCAGAAGGAGAAGCGUCUGCAGCACACGGAGUUUUCGCCCAGGUGGAUGUCUGACCGUCAGCCCAUUAAACCAAUCCAGCAGGAGGCGACUCCAAGUGUGCUCAGCAGGAUGGAGAAGCAAAGGCGCAGGGAGGAAGAGGAGGAGCGCCAAAUCCUUCUGGCAGUGCAGAAGAAGGAGCAGGAACAGCUGCUAAAGGAGGAGAGGAAGAGGGAGAUGGAGGAGAAGGUCAAAGCAGUGGAAGAACGAGCCAGGAGGAGGAAGCUCCGGGAAGAACGGGCUUGGCUUCUGGCCCAGGGGAAGGAGCUUCCCCCAGAACUUUCCCACUUGGAUCCCAGUUCUCCUGCCAGGGAGGAAAGGAAGACCAAGGAUCUCUUUGAACUGGAUGAUGAGUUCACCGCCAUGUACAAAGUUCUAGAUGUGGUAAAGGCUCACAAGGACUCUUGGCCCUUCUUGGAACCAGUUGAUGAAUCAUAUGCUCCAAACUACUACCAGAUCAUUAAGGCUCCCAUGGACAUUUCUAGCAUGGAGAAGAAGCUGAAUGGAGGUCAGUACUGCACCAAGGAGGAGUUUGUGGGUGACAUGAAGACCAUGUUCAGGAACUGCCUAAAAUACAAUGGUGAAGGCAGCGAAUACACCAAGAUGGCAUACAACUUGGAGAGAUGCUUCCACCGGGCAAUGAUGAAGCACUUCCCUGGGGAAGAUGGGGACACGGAUGAGGAGUUCUGGAUCAGAGUGGAUGGGAAACGGGAGAAGAGGAGCCGUCGGACCGGGCGCUCCAGCACUGGCAAUGUUUGGACCCGAUCUAGAGACCCUGAGGGAUCAGGCAGGAGACAGCAACACCUGGAGAAUGGAGGGAAACCACCACCAUUCCGGGCUACUCCCCGGGCUCCUGUUUCCUCCUCAUCUUCCUCCUCUGCGGAGGAACCAAGUGGCAGCACAAUGCAACCCCCUCGGGAGGUGGGCACUUCCAACGGCCAAGGCUUCCCUCGCCCACUGCAUUAUGGUGGAAUGCCCAGCCAGGUGCCACACCCUGGCCAGAUGCGGCCAGCAGUGCCAGGAACAUUUGGCCCUCUGCGGGGAUCAGAUCCAGCUAAACUGUACGGAUCACCGCGAGUACCAGAACCCCACCCUGGAGAUCCAGUUCAGCAGCACCAGCACUUUGCCAUGCAGUCUACCGUCGGACUGAAUGAACACAGAGGACACAGACUGGCUGCACCAGAGAAGCAGGUGUGUGCAGGGCCAACACAUGUCUCUGCACUGGGGCCACGGCCUGGAUCCCUGCAGUUUGGGCGGAUGAGUGGCCCUCCCCCAGAUGCCAGUAUGUACCCCCCAGUGCAGUUCCAGCAAGGAUUUAUUCCUCCAAGGCACAAUGGACCUCCAAUGAGACCACCUGAGAGCUCAGAGGUCCCCCCAGGCCAUAUGUAUAGACCAUAUAAAUAUCUAAAUCGAGCGCAUCCUGCUGCAUGGAAUGGAAGCCACAGUGCAACAAACCAGACCUCCCUGGGCCCAGACGAGAAGCCCCCGUUGAGCACAGGACCUUCUUUGCAGUCUCGUGCUCUUAGUCACAUGAUGGACCCUCGGGCAAUAAGACCACCUCUUCCUCCCAGCCAGUGGACUGAGCAAUCAAAUUUCCUACCUCAUGGGGUCCCUGCCUCAGGAUACAUCAGACCACCUGGUAAAGCCACCGGUCAGAGAAUGCAGCAGCCUCCAGCCUCUGUGUUUGGGGGACCCCCUCAAGUUCAGAGAGGAUGCCAAGGUGGGGAUUCCAUGAUGGACAGUCCAGAAAUGAUCGCCAUCCAGCAGCUGUCAUCUCGCGUGUGCCCACCGGGUGUGCCUUACCACCCCCGUCAGCCUCCUCCCCCGCAUCUGCCUGGCCCCUUCCCACAGCUGGCCCAUGUCGCAUCAGCAAAUGUGCAGCCUCCGAAACCGGUCUUGGGUAACGGAAACUCUCAGGAUGCCAGUCAGACAGUGGAGCCAGAAAGCAACCGAGUGGAGCCCCCACCUGGAGUAGAAGAGAAGGCUCAGUGCAUCAGUGUUCCAGAAGGGACGUACCCCAAACUGCUACCUCAUUCCAACCCUCCCUUACAGAUGGACUGCACCAGACGGAGCUUGCCACGGGAGCGGGAGGGAGAUGACUCUGGAACUAAAAAUGACCCGAAGGCAAUGCAGAGCAAGAGUGCCUGGCCGGCACAGAGCACCUACGCUGGCCCGUCAGGCCAGGCGUGCGUGAGAGACCUUGUGACAGCACCUGAGAGAGGGCCUGGGCCUGAAAAUGGGGCUGUAGGUGAAGGACCCUCCAGUGGCAAUGAGGGGAAAGGACUGGCUGUUAACAUCUUGGAGAAGCCCCUUUGUCCUGGGGGGAAGACUUUGUCAGAGGUCGCUGUGCCUUGUAUGGGACAGAGCACCAGUACUCCUGGUGUGGAUGGAGGCUCAGUGGGGGGGGCUCCGAGCCAGUUUCCCCCUCUCUACAUGCCUGGUUUGGAGUAUCCAAAUUCGGCCACACGUUACCAUAUCAAUCCAGGACUGCAGGGGUUCAGCCCUAUGAUGGGAGGGAAGCCUCCCUCUGUGUCCCAUCCACAGCAUUUCCCCACUCGGGGCUUUCAGCAUAAUAACAUCCAUCCCGGUGUCUUUCCUCGGUAUCGCCCCCAUCAGGGGGUGCCAUAUCCCUAUCAGCCACAACCUCCACCAUCUUACCACCACUACCAGCGACCUCCAUACUACACUUGUCCACAAGGCUACUCAGACUGGCAAAGGCCUCUCCACCCCCAGGCCAACCCUGGUGGGCAUCCGCCCGCCCACCCACCUCUGGCCAGGCCUUCUUUCUCAGACAGGGGGAAUGUGGGUAGUCUGCAGGGCUGCGAGGCAUUCAGCACUGCCCUGGCGUCCCCAAACCGAAUGGACGUGGCAAGCGCCAAAGAGGUUCCUCCAGGCGAUGGGCAGGAUCCAGGGCCUGAAGAUGAGAAGUCAGACGAAUCCCAGGAGAGGCCAGAGAGUCCCAAAGAGUUUCUUGAUUUGGACAACCAUAAUGCAGCCACCAAGAGGCAGAGCUCGGUGGCAGCAGGGGAGUUCCUAUAUGGGGCUCUCCCCCCGCCUCUGAGUUCUGGGAUCGGAUUUGGUCCAUCAGCUUUCCCUCCCCAUGGGGUGAUGCUGCAGACAGGGUCUCCUUAUGCAUCUCGGCAUCCAGCCAGUCAUUUCCAGCACAGGACAUAUGGAUCACCAGUGAACGCUCACCUGUCUCGUCAUCCAGCCACCAGCCAAGCCAAUGGCCUCACUCAGGAGGGACCCCUGUACCGCUGCCGGGAAGAGAACAUGGGUCACUUUCAGGCCCUACUGAUGGAGCAGAGAGGCAGUGGAGGUGGCAUGGGGGUGGCCCAGGACAUGUACAGACCACCGGGAAUGCAAAUACACCAGACCCAAGCACCCUUCCCAAAGGUGCCCACAGCAACCACAUCCCGGGAGGAGCUGCCACCACAAAAACCAUCAGCAUUGCCUCUGGAUCAAAGCUAGUCCAAGGAAGGAAGAACCCCAAGGAGAUGAAAGCCACACGUGAUUUGGACAUGGGGGAAGGAGGACAUAGGCCUCCUACCUUCCCCCUCUCCCCAGCGGCAUGUAGCUUCCAGGGUCCAGUGGAACACACUGCCUUGAUGGCUCUUGUGUGUGUUUAAACAUGGGAUAGUCCUGGGUCCCUGGCUACCGGCUGUAUGGCUGAUCUCAACAGCACAGAGGAUGUAUCUCAAACUAGUGGCUUGUCAUGACUGGAGAGUGUGUCUCAUUCAGGGUUUGGGUUGGGAGGGGGAGAUCAAAACUGUCAUGAACUGCUAAACUCAGGUAUAUUUUUCAGGGUGGAAGAGGGACAACGAUGGAAUUUACUUGUAGUAUUAACAUGUGUGUUUGGAGCUGGAUCCAGUUUACAGAAUUUACCUGUUGCCUUUUUUAAUAAAUUUCUGUUGUUGGUGAAUGUAUUGUACAUAAUGGGGGAGGGAUGGGACCCAGCUUGUAGUGGACGUAGCACUGGGGUGAUCCUUAACUGUUUACAAUCAUGUCACACACAAAUCUUUCAGGGCAGGGCAGCGGGAGAGAUGGGAACUUUGCAACUUUCUAUUCCUCCCCUUCCUUCCAGUCCUCUAGAGCUAAGACACGACCCUGUAAUUGAUCACGGGGACUGCUCAGGAGCAAAGCAUGGCACUCUCCUCUUCCACGCAGUAGUUGAGUGCACUUCCACCUCCUGCCAUCAUGGGGAACAAGGAAACCAGGACCAGGAACUGAAAGUCUCUCAUAGCAUUGUCCUCUUAGGCAUUUCUGGUAUGAGUCAUCUGGGUACCAGCAAGUGGCUAAUUAUUCAUUUGUACCGUAGUCCUCUUUAGGUGAAGCCAAUGCAGUUUGGAGGAAGAAACAUGGAGUGGUAUCAUGGAGGUGUUGUCUUUAUUGGAACAAGUAACUGUGCUAGCAUAUAAUACCCCUUAGAAAGGAGACAGGAAUAGAGAUAUCCCCGGUUUUCUCUCAGUGUAACUUGACUAUUGUCAUCUUUGGUGAAAGCAAAGCAGAAACAGAGUCCCUCUUAAAUUCUGAGAACUCCCUAUUUCAUGUGAAAUAGGAAAUGGAGCUGCUUUAGGGAGGGUCUGUCUGAUGCAACGCGAACAAGUUGUCAACCUGUGACACCAGCUUUGGACGUUUUGUAAAUUAGUAGAUAAAUGUGAAUCAGAAAUUAUUUCUUCUAGCUAGAGUGGUUAAGGGGCACAGUGGAGGUUGUGGAGUGGGGCAAGAAUGCCUCGGGUUAAUGCACUAGUCUUUCCUGCUAGAACUUACGUUUAAAUCUAGCUUUGAUUACAAAUUAAAUGAGUUUGGUGGGGUCUUAUCCUUGCCCGUUAGAAGCAGGUAUUUGUCCACAUUGUAAAGCCACCAAGCAGGCACAACUGUGAGCCUUGGAGACAGGACUAGGUCUGUGGGGCGAGAAGGGAAGGUGUUGCUACAUUGGUGGCCUGACGGUGUUGGUAUAAGGCAUGCUGCUGGAUAGGACUGCGAUGCAUCAGCAGAGCUGCAUGUAGCAUCCCUGCCCAGCACCUGUGAUUGUCCUGUUACUUCUUUUAUCCACAGCUUUUGUGAGCUUCAGAAACUUGCUGGAUUAAAAACAAAAAUUCUUGAAGCUGUCCGGAUGAGGAAAGAAUAAUGUUUUAGUGUAUGCCACACUUCCUAGUAACUCUGGCUGGUCUGCUGUUGUGAUACUGUUUACCUCUAGUAGUGUUUUGUCGGGUUCCAGGCAUUUUCCUAACUCUGGGCCCACAAACUUAACAGGAGUUUAAGCAUCAGUGUACUCUGCUACCCAGACACACACACUUGCAGUGGUAUUCACACUAGAAUCAAAUAGGCAUUGAGUGGCAAGUGUGUUUCUAAAAUGCAACUCUUCUUACUCCAUGUUGAAGUCAAUCUGUGAAUUGUCUGCCCUCUGCUUACAGCAGUGCCCUGAUUAUUUGGCUUAUGCCCGACCCCAAGCCCUCAUACAACUCAGAGGAAAAUUAGUAUAAAUUAUUUGAAUAUCUAAUUACAUAGAACAUCACGUUAGUAAAGUGUCAGUUUUAAUUAGUCUUUAUUCUGUUCAGCAGACAGGGAGCAGCUAUCCUUGGCAGUGUGGUGUAGGCUAGGACAGGGGUUCUCAACCUUUUUCUUUCAGAGCCCCCCUCCUCCCCAACAUGCUAUAAACACUCCACGGCCUGGGGGGAUGCGGGGGCGGGGGGGAGAGGAGCUCUGGGCUUCAGCCACAGGGCACUGGGGCUCAGGGCUUCUGCCCCACAGGGCACCAUGGCUUGAGGCUUUAAUCCCCAUGGGUGGGGGCCACAUGGCUUUGGGCUUCAGCCCUGCUAUUGGAGGGGCUCAAGGCUUCUGCCACGGGGUGCCAGCGCUCGGGGCUCUGAGCAUUCUGCCCUGGGCCCCAGCCAAUCUAAAGCUGGCCCUGCUUUGUGGACCCCCUGCAAAUGGCUCACAGACCCCCGUUGAGAACCGCUGGGCUAGAACACAGGAAAUGGAGCUGCAGCUGACCGCUGGAAUGAAUGGGAGUUGGGCAAUCUCUUCCCUCUGAGAGAGAGGCUUAGUCCCAUUCACUGAAUGGAAGUACUGAAACAGUGUCAAGUAUUUAUAAAAAGUGAAGUGUGCAUGUGUGGCCACAUUCCCAGAUAAUAAACCUGGCUGGCAGGGAAAGUUUUAAAUACAGCAAUUAUUCCUAUUUAAAAACCUUUGGUUCAUUGUGGAUAUAAAAAAACUAAAACAAAAGAGCACAUUUAACAACCAAGAAACUCUAAAUAUAAUUUUAUGGCCAAACAUCUGAAACUCUGGAAAUUGAAUUCAGAUUCUACAAACAACCCCUACUCCAGUACGACCCGGGCCCUGUAUAGGAUGUAAGGUGGCAGCUAUACCAAAUAUUUAAAGUACUUCCUGUAAACUCCUCUUUGUCUUUGUAGGAUAGGAGGGUUUGUAAAUUGUAGAGAAUGAGAUAAAGCACUUGCAUCUGCAGUUAGUACUAGUAUUGGAAAUGGGGUUUGAGUGGAGAUCUCAGUGUAAAUGGAGGGUCUGAUGUCAGCCCCACAUCAAAAAGGGGCAGAGCUGCAUAUGAUGAGACUAGUGUGGUUUGUGCUCUCUCCUUAGAGAGGGUUGUGGAAUGGUAGAUAAUGCUGAGUGUUUGAACACCAUGUACAGAGUGUGAGAGAUCAAAGUCUCUUGACCUAGUGGAAAUGUGGGAGGGAGGAGGGACAAGGGUGAUCUGUAUCCAAUGAACAAGAGACAGGAUGGAGUAGCUAACUCCAUUCUAGGAAGGUCUGUAGGUGACGGCUCUUAUGUAACGUGGAGUUAGUAUGUUAUUGGAUUAUGGGCUGCUGUAACGGGGCACAUCCGGGCCGUAACCAGGGUGGGGCAGCUGCCCAGGGCGCAAAGCCACGGGGGCAGAAAAAUGGGGCAGAGAAAUGCCAGGGGAAAAAAAGGCAGGGGGCGCAAAUAUGCUUUCUCGCCCCAGGCGCUAAAAUGUCUACUUACAACUCUGGGGCACCUGGCUUAUAUUGGAAAUAUAUAACAGGAAUCAUGAUUGGCUACAGUAACAGGAGAAGGGUGUUCUGGGACAGAAUUGUUUGUGGAAUCUUAACUCUGAAUCUCCAGCUUUUCAAACAGUUUGUUCAUAAAUUGUUAUUUCUAUUACAGUAUUGCCUAGGAAUCCCACUCAAGGAUUCCCCCAGCCCAUGAGGCACUGUACAGCCAAAUCACAAAGAAAACAGCCUUGCCCCUGAGAGCUCACACUCUACAUAAUAGACAGGAUACAACAGGUGGGAAAAAACAGAGUCAGAGUGGACUAGGAGAA
Messenger RNA from Chrysemys picta bellii (western painted turtle), 8523 nucleotides. RefSeq names its product chromatin remodeling regulator CECR2. Lineage: Eukaryota; Metazoa; Chordata; Testudines; Emydidae. Gene Ontology annotation, molecular function: protein binding. Gene Ontology annotation, cellular component: CERF complex. The record is from RefSeq and is a predicted model, not a curated record. Gene Ontology annotation, biological process: chromatin remodeling; single fertilization.